Molecule: messenger RNA, 900 nt
Organism: Ochotona curzoniae (black-lipped pika)
Lineage: Eukaryota; Metazoa; Chordata; Mammalia; Lagomorpha; Ochotonidae
Product: putative vomeronasal receptor-like protein 4
Exons: 1
Coding region: 1-900 (299 amino acids)
Biological process (GO): G protein-coupled receptor signaling pathway
Cellular component (GO): membrane
Molecular function (GO): pheromone receptor activity
Source: RefSeq, a predicted model, not a curated record
AUGACCUGGAGUCUCAUCCAGAGAGCGAUCUUCCUUUUUCUCAUUGGACUUGGAUUUGGAGGAAAUUUCUUUCUGUUUGUGAAACAUGUGCACAUGGUUGCCAUGGGUCCUGAGGGAAAGCCUACAGACAUUAUUCUCAUCCACCUGGCUUUAAGUAACAUCGUGAUACUCUGUGCAAGCAUAAUGUCAGGCACAUCAUUAGCUUUUCUUCUCAGUAACUUCCUAGGCAAUAUUAUUUGUAAAACUGUGGUUUAUCUGAAUAGGGUGGCUCGAAGUCUCUCCAUCUGCACCACCUGCCUCCUCAGUGUUGUCCAGGCCUUGACCCUCAGUCCCAGGAACACCUUGUGGAGAAAGCUCAAACCACGCACUGCAUGGCAGGUUCUUCCCUACCUCCUCACCUUCUGGGUCUUUAGCUUUCUCAUAAGCUCUAACUUGCUCCACUACAUCACAGCAGUCAACAGCACGGAUGAGUCUCGAUUUAGAACAUACAUUGGAUUAUGCUACAUGCUGCCAGCUCCACAAAUCAUCAGAUGGCUCUUCCUCUGCCUCAUGACUCUCCGGGACCUCACCUUUCAGAGUCUGAUGGGCUGGAGCAGUGGGUACAUGGCUCUCUAUCUGUACAAACAUCAUAGGCGUGUCCUCUACCUCCAGAGCUCCAGGUUUGCCAAAUAUCCCAGCCCAGAGAUCAGAGCUACUUGGAGUAUUCUCAUUCUCAUGGCCUGUUUCCUGCUCUUUUAUUGGGCAGAUUUUAUUUUUUCCUUCUACUUAGGAUCCAUCUGCAUAGAGGCCUUCUCUUUUUCAAAUAUCCAAAUGUUCCUAGGACUGGGUUAUGCCAGUCUCAGCCCCUUUGUUCUGAUCAGCAGGGAUAGUAACCUGGUUAACUGCUGGUUUAUUCACUGA